AUGAUCCAUAAACUACUUUCCCUCCUCUGCUUCAGGCUGUGUGUUGGCCAAAAGGACAUAAAAGAUGGGUCACUGCCCAAACCCUCCCUCAGUGCCUGGCCCAGCUCGGUGGUGCCUGCCAAGAGCCAUGUGAUUCUGAGAUGCUCGACUCCUACCAGCGAUGUAAACUGUGUUCUCAGAAAGGGAGGAAUUGUUUUGGAGUCCCUGAAGGAACUGGAUUCUGCAGAAGGUCUGGCUGAAUUUCAUCUCACUGACCUACAACAGAGUGAUGCUGGAGAGUACACAUGUGAAUGCUACAGAAAAGGGCUCCCCAACACAGUGUCACAGCGCAGUGAUGUCCUUCUACUGUUGGUUACCGGACAUUUACCUAAACCAUCUCUCCAAGCCUACCAAAGGGGUAAGAUCACCGCAGGAGAAGAGGUGACUCUGCAGUGUCAGAAGCCAGACAACUUGAUUGUGCCUACAAUGGUUGCUCUACUGAAGGCAGGAACUUCAUCACCCAUACAGCUUCAGAGGCCAACAGGGAAGGAGACUGAUUUCUCUCUUCAAGGUGUGACAGUCAAUGACACUGGGGAAUACAGCUGUGUGUACUACCUGGCAAGGGCUCCUUUCUGGGCCUCACACCCCAGUAAUCACCUUGAGAUCUUGGUGACAGUUUCCCCAGGCAGCACGUUGAGUGAUUAUACCAAGGGUAACCUCAUCCGACUGGGUCUGGCUGCCAUAAUUAUGAUUAUGAUAGGAGUCUUUCUGAUUGAAGCCUGGCACAGCCAGAAGGAGUCUCCGAGCGAAUCCAGGGUUGCCCAGGGGGCUUCCAGCAGCAGCCUGGUUGUGGCUGGGCUAGAUGCGGACUUUGGGGGGACAUGGCUGAGGCCCUCAGCUGCUGCCCCCACUUCUGGAGACUGGGGCACUUCCAGCAGUGUCCUGGUGGUUGUUACUGGGCUGGGCCCUCAGUCCCCCACUGCCCCGCUCUGGAGCCUGGGCUGCUUCCAGUCCUUCUAG
This is a messenger RNA of Cynocephalus volans (Philippine flying lemur), 999 nucleotides long. It is a transcript of the gene TARM1, whose product is annotated as T cell-interacting, activating receptor on myeloid cells 1. The record is from RefSeq and is a predicted model, not a curated record. The transcript has 6 exons. NCBI's taxonomy places the organism in Eukaryota, Metazoa, Chordata, Mammalia, Dermoptera, Cynocephalidae. Gene Ontology annotation, cellular component: plasma membrane. Bases 1 to 999 code for a protein of 332 amino acids.